UGUUAUAAUGCCUCGCUCGACACUGCAUCCGCGGUUCACUGGCUGAUAACACUUGUUUGUCAAUAUAGUUUUAAUUUUAAAAAAAGGUGGAGUUCGUAUCAUUGUUUGUGAUUAAAAAAAAAGUUAAUUUGAACCAAUUGAAAUUUGUGUUCGAAAUAUUCCAUUUGCUUAGCAGAAACGUUCAAAUUUCGAACUAGUUUUAUUUUUUUUUUACAUUUUGGAAGAACUGUACCAAACAUUUUCAAAAUGAGUGGAAAUGAAAAGAUAAGCGAGUUGGACAAAGUUUUAACGCAGUUUAAUGUAUUUGGAAGAUAUCAUUGUCUUUUCAUGUUUUGGUCAUUUCUAGCGUUGGCUUCUAAUGCUGUGUUUUGCAGUAAUUUCGUGUUCUCAGCUGAAGAAGUUAGUUAUAGAUGUAAAGAUGAAGGUUUUGGUAACGACACGUGCACAAAUAUGGCAAAUUCCACUGCAGAGUGCUCGGAGUGGACGUACGAAGAUCCUAACAGUUUCGUUGCUGAGUUUGGUCUCGCGUGUCAAGAUUGGAAAAGGACCUUGGUCGGGACUAUGCACAGUUUCGGAUACAUGGUCGGCCUUCUACUCGUUGGGCCUAUGUCAGACAGGUUAGGCAGAAAGCUGUCUAUAGUUAUAACCGGAAUGUUGGGCGGAGUGUUCGGGGUGGCACGAAGUUUCACGUCAAAUUAUUGGCUGUUCAUUGCCUUGGAGUUUUUAGAAGGCGCUAUAGGAGACUCCUGUUCCCCUAUGUUCAUAUUGACAAUUGAAAUAGUAUCAUCAAGAAACAGACUUCUAUUCUACAUUCUAUGUUCAUUCGGAUAUCCAUUUGGAGGCGUCUUGGUAUCCCUUUCAGCAUGGAAGUUUACAUACUGGAGAACAUUCCUCAGAGUCAUUUACAUGCCGGCAUUAUUAUUUUUUGCCUACCUCUUCCUAAUAGAUGAAAGUCCAAGAUGGCUGCUUAUAAAAGGAAAGAAAGAUAAAGCUAUUAAAAUAAUAGAGAAAGCUGCGGAAAAGAAUAAAAUAAAAAUUGAUAAAACGCUUCUGGAAAAAAUGGAGUGUGAGAAAGAAAAGAGUGUUAAUUUCUUCAGAUUGUUGAAGAUGACUUUUGAGUCAAAGAUAAUUUUAAAGAGAUUUCUGAUAUGCUUAGUCUGGUGGACAACGUCAACCUUCGUGGCUUAUGGUUUAUCAAUAAAUUCGGUAUCUUUAAGAGGGAAUAAAUACGUAAAUUAUGCUCUAACAUCGUUAAUGGAUGUUCCGGCUAAUUUUAUUAUACUUUUGUCACAGAAUUAUUUUAAAAGAAAAGCACCAUUGAUCACAUCGUUUUUGGUUGGAGCGUUUUUAUGUUUGGCUCAUCCAUUCUUACCUGCCAAUCUAUCCUGGCUCUCCCUGAUCAUGUAUAUGGCGAGCAAGCUGAUGUCCUCCUUCUACUUCACCAUCACCUACAUGUUCACAUCGGAGCUGUUCCCGACUUACACCAGGAACUCAAUGCACGCCUUAUGCUCAUCAUUAGGAAGGAUUGGAUCUAUAAUAGCACCUCAGACUCCUUUAUUGAUGCACUAUUGGUCCGGUCUACCGUCUCUGGUCUUCGGCAGCGUCUCUCUGAUAGCUGGUCUCAUCACCUUCCUCGUGCCUGAUACGGCAGACAAUUCCUUACCAGACACCGUGAAGCAGGCUGAGGAAAUAGGGAAAAAGGGGGAUUUGAAGAAACCGGCACCGGAUUUUGUUAUAGAUAAGGAUAAGGACUGUUCUAGGUUAUGAUAUGAGAAAUUAGAUGUUCUUUUAUUAAUACAUACAUAAUGAUCACAUCUACUUAUAUCCCUUGCGGGGUAGGUAGAGCCAACUGUCUUCAAAAGACUGAAAUGCCACAUCCAGCUAUUUGGCUUAAUAAAAGAAUUGGGAUUUAAAUAGUGACAAGUUGCUAGUCCAACGCCUUAAAGUAGAAUCUUAAGUAUAUAAGCCUAUACCUUAGUCGCCUUUUACAAUAUCUAUGGGAAAGAGAUGAGGUGGUCCUUUUUUCUACUGGUGCCGGGAACCACACGGUACCAUUAUAAAGAUACAAAGGAUUUGGAUUUUGACACACACAGAAAAAUAUUCCUAUCAUCUGCGAUACUAUGAUAACGAAGUUGGUAUUCUUAUCUAUGUGAUUCAUUGUAAACACCAUUUUCUAUAUAGUGCGAGUUGAAAUCUAAAUGUAAAUCACUUUAAAGCGACAUGAAAGUGAAAAUGUAUAAUAAA
Molecule: messenger RNA, 2244 nt
Organism: Amyelois transitella
Lineage: Eukaryota; Metazoa; Arthropoda; Insecta; Lepidoptera; Pyralidae
Product: organic cation transporter protein
Exons: 7
Coding region: 247-1767 (506 amino acids)
Biological process (GO): transmembrane transport
Cellular component (GO): membrane
Molecular function (GO): transmembrane transporter activity
Source: RefSeq, a predicted model, not a curated record